Molecule: messenger RNA, 960 nt
Organism: Saxophila tyrrhenica
Lineage: Eukaryota; Fungi; Ascomycota; Dothideomycetes; Mycosphaerellales; Extremaceae
Exons: 4
Coding region: 1-960 (319 amino acids)
Molecular function (GO): oxidoreductase activity
Source: RefSeq, a predicted model, not a curated record
AUGGCGAACAACAAUGUUGCAGCAAGAAGCGAGGCGACAGGAUACGAAGACAGUGGUCCCGUUGACUGCAGUGGCAGCUUUGAUACUUCGAGUUGCAAGGGCCGGACAGCCAUCGUGACGGGUGGUGCUUCUGGCAUCGGAGCUGCGUACGUCAGGGCGUUGGCAAAGGCUGGAGCCUACGUGGUCAUUGCGGAUAUCAACGAGUCCGCUGCUCAAAAGAUCCAACAAGAGUUCCCGGACACCACGGCCGCGAUCAAGUGCGAUGUUCUCUCGUGGAAAGACCAGCUUGCCGCCUUCAAGAAGGCCAUUGAGCUCUCUCCAGAUGACUCCAUCGACUGCGUCGUGGCGAACGCUGGCAUUUCGACAGACGACGCCAUCCUUACCAACGACAUCUCCAAGGACGAACCAGAUGAGCCGUCGUUCCCCGUUCUGGAUAUCAACAUCAAUGGAGUGUUCUACACGACCAAAUUGGCCAUGUGGUACUUGCAGAAGCAGAACGCCGGCGACCAGAAGAAGGACCGAUGCCUGGUUUUGCAAGCCAGUCUGGCCGGGUACCUUGACCUGGUAGCACCGUCGUAUGGCGCAAGCAAAUUCGCCGUACGGGGUUUGAUGAGGGCGCUGCGGAGGACAAGCGGCAAAGAUGGCAUAAGAGUCAACUUGAUCGCUCCGUGGUACAUCAACACUCCCAUCCUCUCCUCCCAAAUGAGCACCCUCAUCGAAGGCUCCGGCGCAGAGUUUGCGGAGGUUGAGGAUGCUGCGUUGGGGAUGAUGCAUAUGGUCAGCGACGGCAGCAUCCACGGGCGAGCGUUCGGUAUUGUGCCAAGAACCUGGAAGGGAGCUCCGAACGGGUAUGUGGACCUUGACCAGGAUGACUUCAAGGAGGGAACAUGGAUGCAUGAGAAGCAGCAGAAUGUCUUUAAGCCGUUCAAGCUUGCGGCGGAGAAGAGCCAAGCGAAGUAA